AUGGGGAACACAGCCUCGAAUCCGAAAAUUACUUCUCAUGACAAGGCAAUUCUAAAUCUUAAGAUCCAGCGUGAUCGAUUAAGCAAAUCUAGACAACAAUUACAGAAAGUCAUUGAUCGAGAAACCGAAAUAGCAAGAGAAUGCAUCAAAUCGAACCACAUUGAGAGGGCAAAGUUGGCGCUACGGAAGAAGAAGAGGCAGCAGUCGUUGCUAAACAACCUUGAGAGACAAAGCGAUACGCUUGAAGAACUCAUAGACACAAUUGAAUUCAAACUUAUUGAAAAGGAUGUCUUGUAUGGGUUGGAACAAGGUAAUAAGGUACUGAAGGAGAUCAACAAGGAAAUGAGUCUUGAGAAAGUUGAGAAAAUACUCGACGAAACUUCAGAAGGUAUACAUUACCAAAACGAGCUAAGUGAGAGACUCGGUUCUCUAUUGACCAAUGGCGAAGAAGAUGAAGUUGAAGACGAGUUGAAGCAGCUAGAAAUUGAAAUGGGUGCAAUACCACCAAAUGUAGUAGUAGUGGAUGAAAAUAGGCCAACCGUUGAAGACGUUGAGAGGAAGCAUAAGCUAGAAUCGCUUCCUCAAGUUCCUAAGCAACAGCCACAAUCAAAUGGAGAUAUACCCGCUAAGGAUGUCAACAAUGAGGAGUUUAGAACUGCAGGAUACGCUAUAUGA
Molecule: messenger RNA, 675 nt
Organism: Pichia kudriavzevii
Lineage: Eukaryota; Fungi; Ascomycota; Pichiomycetes; Pichiales; Pichiaceae
Exons: 1
Coding region: 1-675 (224 amino acids)
Biological process (GO): vesicle budding from membrane; late endosome to vacuole transport via multivesicular body sorting pathway
Cellular component (GO): multivesicular body; ESCRT III complex
Source: RefSeq, a predicted model, not a curated record